Molecule: messenger RNA, 447 nt
Organism: Zingiber officinale
Lineage: Eukaryota; Viridiplantae; Streptophyta; Magnoliopsida; Zingiberales; Zingiberaceae
Exons: 1
Coding region: 16-420 (134 amino acids)
Source: RefSeq, a predicted model, not a curated record
ACCAACAAGAGAGAGAUGGACUCUUCUUCGUCCUCCUACAAAGGCGGCCUCCAAGGCUACUGGAAGCAGAGAGCCUGCGCCGCCGGUCGCCGCCGGCGCAGUCUCCCUGCGGCGGAUCUCGGCCGAGGCGGCCCCGCCGCGCGACGCGGCUCCGGAAGCAGCUGGUCGUGGAGAAUAAUGAAGGCGGCGCCGCGCAUGUCCUUCCUCCGUGCCGGCGCCGCCUCUCCCAGGCGGCUGAUCGCCCGCGUCCGCGACGCCUACGUGCGGAUGAUGCUGGGCUUCGCCCGCGCCGCUCCAAUCUCCACCGCCCCCCGCUUGAUGGCGCGGCCCCCGCAGCUCAAGGAGUACGACGACGAGAAGGUCAUCGUCGAGAUUUACAAGUCCCUCGUCGACGCCGCCGCCGCCGCCGUCCGGCGAUAACUCCUCUCUUUGUUUGUCCUUUUUUUU